AUGCUACAAGUGGAUUUAGAAACUCUUGUUUCAGCCUGUGCCGGCGGUUCUACUGAUCGGAAAAUCGCCUGCGAGUCACAAGCUGAAAAAACGGAUCCACCGGAGCAUCAUCCCGAUUCUCCGCCGGAGUCAUUUUGUCUCUCCAAAGAUGAAGAAACCGAGUGGUUGGAUCGUAACUUCGUCUACGAACGGAAAGAAUCCACCAAAGGAAAUUCAAAUUCAGGAAACUUGAACCUUAACUCCAGCUCCAACUCCAAUACUAACUCUCAGCGUUUUGCAAAUCUCAAAUCUAAAACAUCGAUGAUUGGCUUGCCUAAGCCUCAGAAACCUUCCUUCGUUGACGCUAAGAAUCGUCGCAACCAUAAGCCUAGCAACAUUAAAUUGUUCCCGAAGCGGACCGCCUCCGUCGGGAAAUCAUUCGCCGAACCUUCGUCACCGAAAGUGUCCUGCAUGGGAAGAGUCAGAUCUAAACGCGGAAGAACAUCAUCCGCGGCGGCGGCCGCCGCUGCUGUUAAAGAAAGAUCUCCGAGAACCGAGAGAAAACGCAGUUUCUUCGGAAGUUUACGGUCUAUUUUCCGCUCCGGUGGAAGAAAUAAACCGGACCGGAGAACUGAUCCUCCGGCUUUUGAUUCAUCUGUGACGAACACGAACAGCGUUGGUAUUUCAAAAGCGCGUGACAGCACGGCGAGCUUAAACGACACGUCUUUUGUGGAGUCUGUAUCCAGAAAUAGCGUCUCGGAGAGUGAACCGCCCAGUUUGGGUGGGAUGAACCGGUUCAAGUCUGGAAGGCGGUCUGACUCGUGGGGAGGAGAUGAUUCUGAAAUCCACGUGUCGCGAUGA
Molecule: messenger RNA, 840 nt
Organism: Lathyrus sativus (Indian pea)
Lineage: Eukaryota; Viridiplantae; Streptophyta; Magnoliopsida; Fabales; Fabaceae
Source: the annotation of a GenBank genome assembly